Molecule: messenger RNA, 1581 nt
Organism: Lachancea dasiensis
Lineage: Eukaryota; Fungi; Ascomycota; Saccharomycetes; Saccharomycetales; Saccharomycetaceae
Source: the annotation of a GenBank genome assembly
AUGGGAAGUCUGUCCUCGCAGGCUGCUCAGUCCAUUUUAUGGCCCACAUAUCUCUUGGUUCUGCUGGCGGCCUGCGGGGUAGCUUAUCGGAACCGGGACUCGCUAACUUUUCUGUCAGCUAAUCGAACCCAGAAAGCUGUCCCUCUCGCCUUCAACUUCGUGGGCUCGUCGCUAGGGGUGGGGAUCCUAUCUACGUUUCCGAAAGUGGCGAAUGUGGAUGGGCUUCACGGGCUAAUGGUGUACGCAUUAGCCAGCGGCCUUCCCAUGUUCCUAUUUGCAUUUUUCGGACCUCAGAUCCGCCAACAAGUCCCAAACGGAUUUGUGCUCACGGAAUGGGUUUUUCAGCGCUAUGGACAGUACUGUGGCUUCUACUUGAGUGCGUGCACCAUCUUGACGCUUUUCCUAUUUACCGUCAGCGAAAUCGCCUCGCUCAAGUACUGUAUCGAAACACUCACCAGCGUAAACGCGCUUCCGCUUAUCAUUGCAGAGUGUGUGGUAACGACGAUUUAUACUACCAUCGGUGGGUUCAAAAUUUCAUUUCUAACCGACACAUUACAAGUGGGUAUCAUCUUCGUGCUCGUAGCGAUAGUGGCCGCUGCCACGGGAAAGUAUGUGGAGAUCGAUACCUCGAUGAUCGAAUCCUCAGAGCUACUUCGACCAAACAAACUCGGUUACCAACUCAUCUAUAUCCUAGCUGUGGCAGUAUUCACGAAUGAUUUCUUCAUGAGCGGCUUUUGGCUGCGGACUUUCGCGGCAAAAAAUGAUAGGGAACUGUUAGUAGGCUGUUCUAUUGCAUUUUUCAUCAUCACCUCGAUAUUGGUGCUAAUAGGAUUUACUGGAAUCAUUUCGGUAUGGGCAGGUCUGGUCAAAGUGCGCGAUGUCAACCUUUCUGACUCCUGUCUCUUCGUGCUCCUGACUCAGCUGCCCUCGUGGAUUGUGGGAAUUGUGUUAGUCUUUGUGGCAGUCCUCUCAACAUGUACCUUGGAUUCCUUGCAAAGUGCCCUUGUAUCUUCCAUCUCCAACGACCUGUUUGGAAACAAGCUGUCAUCAUUCCAGGUUCGGGCUCUAGUGACCAUAAUCAUGGUUCCAGUGAUUGUGGUUGGAUUGAAAGCCACAGAUAUCUUGAGCAUCUACCUGAUCGUCGAUCUGCUCUCAAGUUCCGUGAUUCCCGUGUUACUGCUAGGUUUCAGCUCCCGGUUCGAUUUUAUGACCUCAUGGGAGGUCAUUGGCGGGGGAUUGGGAGGCCUUUUUGCAGUAUGGGUUUUCGGAGCAGUAUACUACAACUCUGCAAGCGAGGGUGCAAAGCUGUUAUUGAUCUCAAAUGGUCUUUACAAUGAAGACUGGGGGGCAUUUGGGGCAUUUGUAGCUGCUCCCUUUGGUGGCCUAGCGAUUGGUUUCACUAUUUUUGCCCUCAGAUACACACUGUGCCAUAUCCAAGGCACUGAAAUUCGUGCUUACCAUCCUGUUUCUCACUAUGAUCUGCUCCCGGAGAGUGAAGAUUUAAAUGGGAAUGCUUUAAAACCAGCCUCCACCAACUGCACAGUUACCAUUGCAGAACGGGCUUCAGAUACUCUUUCAUAG